CACAAUAAACACAUGCAUGCAUGUUCGACGUUGUUGCCGAGAAGUUUCUCCUUUCUAUGACCCACUUUAUCUCUAUAAUUAUUUAUUUGGGAUAAGUUCUGCAACUCUAUAAUUGGACCUCUUGCUAGAUUGUAAUCGCGCAUACGUACUGUGAGCAUGACUUCUUCCAUGGCCUUUCAAUCAGGAGCUUCUUCCUCUUCUUCAUCCUCUUCAUCUCCUUCCAACCAUCUAUGGAGUCAUCAUGUAUUCUUGAGCUUUAGAGGUGAAGAUGUUCGUCAUAACUUUAUUUCCCAUCUAUACCAUGCUCUAGAUCAAAGGGGAAUCAAUACUUACAUAGACAAGAAUCUUGAAAGAGGGGAGGAGAUUUCACCGGCACUUUUCAAAGCUAUUGAAGGGUCAAUGAUUUCUAUCAUUGUAUUCUCUAAAAACUAUGCAGAAUCUAGAUGGUGCUUAGAUGAGCUAUUGAAGAUUCUUGAUUGCAAGGAAACAAUGAAGCAAAUUGUUCUACCAAUUUUUUACGACGUAGAUCCAUCGGAAGUACGGCAUCAAAAAGGAAUUUUUGGAGAAUCCUUUGAUAAACUUGGAGAUAAGCUCAAGGAUAAUGCAAAGAUGUUGAAAUGGAAGGUAGCUUUGCAAAGAGUAGCCGAUUUGUCUGGUUUCCCAUUAGCGAAAUUCCGGGAUGAGUCAACAUUUAUCCAAGAAAUCAUUCAAUGGGUGGACAUAAGAAUAGUAAAUCAAAUACCUUUAAGUGUUGCAUGGCAUCCAGUUGGGAUAUAGUCUCGUAUACGAGACAUUUAUGAUCAACAUCUAAAUAUCGAAAUGAAUGAUAU
Juglans microcarpa x Juglans regia is the source of this 830-nucleotide messenger RNA. RefSeq names its product toll/interleukin-1 receptor-like protein. The transcript has 2 exons. The coding region runs from base 157 to 777 and encodes 206 amino acids. The record is from RefSeq and is a predicted model, not a curated record. Gene Ontology annotation, biological process: signal transduction. Lineage: Eukaryota; Viridiplantae; Streptophyta; Magnoliopsida; Fagales; Juglandaceae.